Messenger RNA from Nymphaea colorata (pocket water lily), 1521 nucleotides. RefSeq lists its product as uncharacterized. The coding region runs from base 243 to 1046 and encodes 267 amino acids. Gene Ontology annotation, cellular component: endoplasmic reticulum; SNARE complex. Gene Ontology annotation, molecular function: SNAP receptor activity. The transcript is spliced from 8 exons. NCBI's taxonomy places the organism in Eukaryota, Viridiplantae, Streptophyta, Magnoliopsida, Nymphaeales, Nymphaeaceae. The record is from RefSeq and is a predicted model, not a curated record. Gene Ontology annotation, biological process: retrograde vesicle-mediated transport, Golgi to endoplasmic reticulum.
GCUGGUGAGAGGUCCCUGUGAUGAACGGGCCCUGGAAGUGCAGAGGCCAAACGGUUUUCAGAAAUCUUUCAAUCGUUUUUUCUGUUUUGAAGCAUGGAUUACAUAGUGGGAAGCCUGGUUUAGCAUUUUGUGAGUAAUUCAUCACAAACAUAAAAACCAGAUUUCAUCGACGGAAAAAUCAAGUUUUCACCGGUUUUCGCCGUUUCUGCAACCGGCAGUAACUGCUGGAUUUUCGAUUGAUUAUGAGUUUUUCGCCGGAUGUGAUGGGGAUUUUUCUUAGUGCUCUAGCAUCGAGUUUACAAGGUUUAACAAUGGGACUAAAUAAAACAGAAAUAAAUCUGAGGAGGUUGCUUCGUUUUGCUCCUAAGCAGCAGAAUCCAUCAAAACUUGUGCAUUAUGUUGCUACCUCAAGGGAACUAUUAGAACAGUUGAAGAAAGAUAGUGCAUCAGAUGGCUUACCAAGUAUCUCUAAAGCGAACUUGAAUGAAUAUUCCGAGAGAAUUGAAGCACUUGCAGCUACAUUAGCUUCCAUGAGACCAAAUGACCUAGUUCAGGCUGAUGUCCACGGGUUGAAAGAUUCAGGUGACAUCCAACCUGAAGAAACACUGCCAAGACCAGAGCCAAGUCAAAUGAACAAGCCCUCAUCACAAACUCUUAGAAGGAGAUAUUUGUCUAACUCAGAAGGAGAUGCCAAGGUUUCUGACAAGAGAGACAACAAUUCCUCUGCUAAGCUAGACAGUUAUGCUCAGGAGCACAUAGAAAAGCAUCGGAAACUACAGGAGGACCUCACAGAUGAAAUGGUUGUCCUAGCACGGCAGCUAAAGGAGAGCAGCCUGUUGAUGAGUCAAUCAGUGAAGGAGACUGAGAAGAUACUUGAUUCUACUGAGAAAGCUGUGGAGCAUAGUCUAGCCAGCACUGGCCAUGCCAAUACGCGUGCAAUGGAAGUCUACUCACGGAGCUUCAACACUACAUGCUUCACAUGGCUCUUGAUCUUUGUCAUGAGUUGCGUGUUUGUCAUGGUUGUGCUUCUCAUACGUGUUACUUGAAAAAAGGGUCUUCUGGAUAAUCAUAUUCCAUGUGCUACAGUAUCAUGGCUUCUGCAUUAUCGUGCAGCAAGUGGAUUUGAAGAUUUUCAGGAAGAUUGUAAGAUGGCCGAUGAAAUCCCAUCAGCUAGUCAAUCUUUUUCAUGCGUGCUUGUUAUGGUUGUGGUUUCCAUAAUGCAUCAAGAAAAGUUUUUCCCCUGAUCGCCAUGAUGCUUGUGUUACGUUUGUCUCAAAUAGGUUUUCAUGGCUCUUUUGCACCAGUCCGCAGAAGAUGGCUUUGAAGAUCUGUCCUGAACAUGUGUGAUGGCAUGCAACUCCAUAGCUAGUACAUCUUUUAGAAUUUCAUAGGGUACAGCUGAAGGCUUGCUGCAUCGCAGAGUGUAGGUAUUGGACUGAUUAAGCCUUCUGUCACUUGUCAUGUGUCUUAAAUGUGACUAUAAUUAGUCUGCAACCAAAUAAAAUUUGAUACAUGUAUAUA